This is a messenger RNA of Gymnogyps californianus (California condor), 575 nucleotides long. RefSeq names its product MLLT11 transcription factor 7 cofactor (gene MLLT11). Bases 1 to 270 code for a protein of 89 amino acids. NCBI's taxonomy places the organism in Eukaryota, Metazoa, Chordata, Aves, Accipitriformes, Cathartidae. The record is from RefSeq and is a predicted model, not a curated record. The transcript has a single exon. Gene Ontology annotation, biological process: positive regulation of mitochondrial depolarization; apoptotic signaling pathway; positive regulation of DNA-templated transcription. Gene Ontology annotation, cellular component: cytosol; nucleoplasm.
AUGCUGGACACCAUCAGCAGCCAGUACGAUUCCUUCAUCUACUGGAGGAUGCCGAUCCCACGGCUGGACGUGGCGGAGCUGGAGGGGCUGGGGCUCAGCGACGUGGCCCUCUACAAACCCAAAGGAGGGCUGGGCAAGCUCGUCGGCGAGCGGGAUCAGGUCAGCCAGGACAUCUCUGAAGAAGAGGACAGUCUGCUGCAGUUCAACAGCUUUAAUUUCUGGAGAGCUCCUAUCGCCAGCAUUAGCUCGUUAGAUUUCGAUCUAAUUUGAAGCCCUCCUUUCUGCCCCUCCUCACCCCCCCCCGCCCUCUCCCUCUCUGCUAGGCAUGCAAGGAUUUGGUUUUGUUGUCGGUUUGGAGGGUGUUUUUUGUGUUUCCGGGCAGUUUUUGACAUCGCUAAUUAACUCAGCAGUUCACCUCGGCCCCGAUGGUGAUGGGCUCCCCGCAAAGCUUCAACCUCUCUCCACCUUCCCCCUCUUUUCUUCCCUUCUUGCAGUAGCGCUGGAACCACCACGGUUGGUGCAAGCAGGGGGUAACAGCACAGGGGGCAAAUAGGAGGGGAGAGGGCAGAAAGAGC